AUGCUAAGGAGCCGUUUCUUCCUGCCGACGAGCACUUUUGUCAGAUAUGCUUCUCAACAAGGGAACAAGAGAUUCAUGCAAACUAUUCCAGGUACUUCCAAGGGCGUUAAUGUCGAUUUCGGUCGCCUCAACUACAAACUUGAACCUCAAAUCUCCUCCGAGAAGCGCCCGCAAGGAAAUAGAAGCUCCCGAUGGGCUGCUCACGGAUUGGCAACUCCAGCAAUGCCCCGCGAAGCACCCAAAAACAAUACAGACGAGGUUAUUACAAUUGCCAUGCCUCCUGCGCGGAAAUCCAGAGCUUCUCGUUUCAAAAACGUAGAGAGCAAAGAACAAAAGACUGAACAAAAAGUAGCACAAGUUGCUCCAGAGCAAGUCCAAACAACUCCAGAACCGCCUGCAGCGUCAGCAGCGGAGGAGCAACCCAAGGUGGAACAGACCACUAAAGCUAAAAAGCCUAGGAGACAAUUGCGUCCAAGAAAAGCAUUGAUCACAUUAUCACCAGGUGCAGUCGAACAUCUUCGGGCUUUGCUCGAUCAGCCAAACCCGCAGCUUAUCCGAAUCGGUGUCCGCAACAGAGGAUGUUCGGGCUUGACUUACCAUUUGGAGUAUGUGGAUAAGCCAGGUAAGUUUGACGAAUUGGUCGAACAAGAUGGCGUGCAAGUGCUUAUUGAUUCAAAAGCACUCUUCUCCAUUGUCGGAUCAGAGAUGGACUGGAUCGAUGACAAGCUUCUGUCUCGAUUCAUUUUCAAGAACCCCAACUCAAAGGGCACCUGCGGCUGCGGUGAGUCUUUCAUGGUAUAG
Clavispora lusitaniae ATCC 42720 is the source of this 801-nucleotide messenger RNA. It is a transcript of the gene ISA1, whose product is annotated as Fe-binding Fe/S cluster assembly protein. Gene Ontology annotation, molecular function: 2 iron, 2 sulfur cluster binding. Lineage: Eukaryota; Fungi; Ascomycota; Pichiomycetes; Serinales; Metschnikowiaceae. Gene Ontology annotation, biological process: iron-sulfur cluster assembly. The record is from RefSeq and is a predicted model, not a curated record. Gene Ontology annotation, cellular component: cytoplasm; mitochondrion.